Molecule: messenger RNA, 501 nt
Organism: Castor canadensis (American beaver)
Lineage: Eukaryota; Metazoa; Chordata; Mammalia; Rodentia; Castoridae
Source: RefSeq, a predicted model, not a curated record
AUGGGACAAUACGGCAUGCAGGAUGCUGGCAUUGAUACAAGCUCAAGCAGAGCAGUAGAGUCUUGGCUUUCAGGCACUUGGCUCUUGGCCAAUACCAUCCUUCUUCUCUUCCACAUCCUCAUAUUCAUUCUCCAGCACAAGCUCAAACUCACCCACCUGCUCAUUGGCCUCUUGGCCCUAACCUACCUAGUGAUGCUGCUAAUGAGUUACUACAUAAGGCACACAUUUUCCAUCCUGUUGACCUUCAGGGAAACCUUCUUUAUGGGUAUCAUGGUCUUUUCGGGUGGAUACAUGAUCACUCUCUUGUGCAGACAUAGGAAGCAGUCUCAGCAUCUUCACAGCAUCAGCCUUUCUGCAAAAGCCUCCCUAGAACCACGAGCUACCCAGACCAGUCUGCUGCUCAUGAAUUUCUUUAUGGUAAUAUCCAUUUUGGAGACCAUUAUCACCUACUCAAGGAUUAUGUUGAAUGAUGAUCCAAUACUUUACAAUAUCCAGAUUCUU